AUACAGGGGGCGGUAGACGUCAAGAGACUGAAGCUCGCUCAGAAUCAUCUCAUUCCUCUGCAGAUUUGUUUGUGUGAAUACGUGGAAACUAGCCACAAGGCACCUCCACUACAGAAACUCACCGAAUUCCACUUACGGGACAGCCUAGUGCGUGUAUGUCCGGUGACAGUGGGACGACACCCCCGCGGACGUGGACGUGGUCAGUCGGCGUGUCCCGACCCAGUUGACGGACGGCUGAGCAGUCCUAUGAUACCUCCGCAACAUUUUCACCCGUUUUCUCCUCACAACAACGCCGCGCGGCCAACUUUUGACACGUUCACGCCACUAAGUCGCUGGGAAGUUGAAGACACCGCCAACAUGUCCGUGGCAGGCUUGAAGAAGCAGUUUUAUAAAGCGAGCCAGAUGGUGAGUGAGAAAGUUGGCGGUGCUGAAGGAACCAAACUUGAUGAUGACUUCAGAGAUCUGGAGCGGAAAGUGGACGUGACCAGUAAAGCUGUCGCAGAGGUGAUCUCCAAAACAUCAGAAUAUCUCCAGCCCAACCCUGCUUCGAGGGCUAAACUAUCCAUGUUGAACACCAUGUCUAAAAUCCGCGGUCAGGUGAAGAACCCCGGCUACCCCCAGGCCGAGGGGCUUCUGGGAGAAUGCAUGACCAAGUAUGGAAGGGAACUUGGAGAGGAGACUAACUUUGGCGGAGCGCUCGUGGAAGUCGGGGAAGCCAUGAAGAGAAUGGCAGAAGUCAAAGACUCACUAGACAUUGACGUCAAACAGAACUUCAUCGAUCCAUUGCAAGGCCUCUGCGACAAGGACCUCAGAGAGAUUCAGCACCACCUCAAAAAGCUGGAAGGUCGCCGUUUGGACUACGACUACAAAAAAAAGCGUCAGGGCAAAAUUCCGGAUGACGACAUCCGACAGGCCCUGGAGAAGUUUCACGAAUCGAAGGAAGUUGCAGAGACGAGCAUGUACAACCUGCUAGAGACCGACAUUGAGCAGGUGAGCCAGCUUUCGUCUCUGGUGGAGUCCCAGCUGCAGUACCACCGGCAGGCAGUUCAGGUCCUGGAUGAGCUGUCCGAGAAGCUUGGAGAACGGAUGAAUGAAGCCCAGUCCCGACCAAGACGCGAAUACACGCCCAAGCCCAAACCUUUGUUUGACUUCGGAGAAGACAACCACUCCAACGGGGGCUACUCCACCUCAAUGGCCCCGCCGCCUUCUCGCAACUCAGCCCCGGAGCAGCCCAGCUGCAAGGCGCUGUACGACUUCGAGCCGGAGAACGAGGGCGAACUGGGCUUCCGAGAGGGCGACAUCAUCACGCUGACCAAUCAGAUCGACGAGAACUGGUACGAGGGGAUGCUCAACGGCCAUUCGGGAUUUUUCCCCCUCAACUACGUGGAGGUGCUGGUUCCUUUGCCCCGCUAAGGCAGGAGGGCGAGCGGGAGGGCGGGUAGCGAGCGAGGCCUCGGACAGACGUGGUCAACACUAGGACGAUGGACUCUUGAAACCUCCCUCGAUUUUUAGACCGUGACAAAGCUCAGGUUGACUCAGUGCUCCCCCCCCCCCCGAUUCAAAUCUGAGUGCCUCAGUGAUGACCCCUGCUGGCCACUCUGACAAUUGCCUUUUUAUCUGACUGAGGUAUGUAACCACACCAUCGCAGCCCGCCGCUUUUUAGUUCACAACCAAUGACACCUGUGGAAAGCUGCUUGAGCAUUUAUUCCGUAUGCCUGAUAUCUGACUUAACAUCCAGGAUCUAGUACAGCCUUUUCCCUUACCAGUAAGACAAGUGCGCUGGUUUUUUCCACGACUGUCUUUGAAUAUCAAGGAUAUCAAAUAAAUGCCAAGCCGUUUGUGCAUUUAUUCGAUAACCUUGAUAUCCAGCUUAAGGUCCAUAUGCGAGUACACUCUUUCUCCUCACUCGUCAGACAAUUAAGCAUACUUGUAGAAAGAAUACCUUUUCCACUACAAGUUCCACUUUUGGCCUACUAGUACACAUUUAAGCCUUACUACUCCGCUGCACUCGUAACUACUAGGCCCAACUAGUAGGCAUGUUUCACGCACAAGUAGCCUCGUCGCUGUGGAGGCUUUGUAGAGAACUGUAUGUGUGAAUAAUUGACUGUAAAGGGCAGUCCAGAUUGCCACCUCUCACAACUUUGUGUCGCCGAGGAAGCGGGAAUUAAUAAGGCAGGUGGUGAGUAAAGAGGCGGCAGAUACGUUCUCUCCAAACGUAUGGCUGCGUCUGUGGGCGUGGUCUGUGAGACUCCCUCCACAAACGGCGAAGGAGCCGAAAAGCCAGCGUCGCAAAAAACUCCGCAUCUCUUACCCUCCCUCGACCGUCACAAGCAGGACCCACUUAAGAGUCAAAUAAUACAAAAUGUUUAAAAAACAUAUUAACAUACUUUUGUGCACUCCUUAUCAAGGAUAUAUCAAAUAGAUGCCCUUCUAGAAAGGCUUUCUUGAUAUCCAUGUUAAGGGCCAUGACCUCGUAGGCUCUUCGUCCUCAUUAGUAAGACACACACUAGUUAGUAGGGUGCGCUGUGUUGCUGUCAUCACGGGCCUUUUUUUGAUCCGGCUGUUGUUGUGCCCAUUGCUCAAACCCUCUGUCCUGUUUUCUCUCUCUCUCUCUCUCUCUACCCUCUGUCCCUCUACUUCAAACCAUUUCAACUCAACAAUUCAGCUCACUAGUAGAAUGACUAUCUUACUAGGAAUUUAGUUUCCAUUCUUUCUGCCACUUUUGGCCCAAUACUAUGCAGUUAAACCCUACUACUAAACCACUAUGUUGCACUUGUGACACUAGGACUAGGAUGCACUAGUCUCCUGGACGCUACUAGCAGCACCAAAAUGCCCACUAGUUGCGUUACCUCACUAGAACAAGUAUUUGUCCUACUAGUAUGACAGUGUGUAGAAUAAUCAUACAGUUGUGGAAAAAACUCUUACUAGCAAGAUGGUCUUUAUUCGUGUGCUGAAUUGUAGUCAAGAGAAAGGGCGUUACUAGUACAUGGACCAAUCAAAGGAUACGGGAUUAAAUGCUCCAAGGACUUUCCACAGCCACUUUGCCUUCAGUGUGUUGUCUUUUAAAGCUUUAGUCUCCAGUGUUUUUUAAAAGUAUCUGAGUGGUGCCGGUUUCACUCGACACGUGCACGUUGUCCAUUUUGUUUCACUGUGCGUCCUGACCCGUUGUAGAGCCCGCGUAACCCACGCAGUGCCUGAAAGGACGACGACGACGACGCUGCAGGCAGCGCUUUCGUCUUUCUGUUCGGAAUGUGAAACUCCCGCGUCCCACUAUAGUUAUUGGGGAAAGUCGAAAGGUCCCCCUGGUGUCCUUCACUCUGCUACCUAUCGGCUUUUUGACUGUUUUUGGUGCAUUUUGACUUAAUACAAGUGGAACGACCCAAAAGUGGUGCAAAGUUGGAGUUCAACCACGCCCCCAAAAUAUUUUGUUUGUGUGGUGGGGAAAAAAGUGUGACGAGAACCACAGUACAUGAAAUGGAACUUUCUGCCCCGUCGGAAAGGGUGUGCUCAGUACAUCAGCAGUUCAAAUUCCCCUCGUGCGGGGGAUACGUAUCGUUCCAGACCUACUUACGGUCGGUAAAAAUUUGCGUUAUAGCGGCCGUAGACCAUGUCAAAAAAGAAAUCCUUUUUCAUAAUUUGACCACUCGUAUAUAUUUAAACGUAACGUAUUUAAACAGCAAAAUCUUCAACCAAACCAUGUCAUUUUGUUUUAGGAAAGUCCAUUAGCUGAAUGCUAAAUUAUGAUGCGAAGGGCCGUAGACGUUCGAACAAAAGUUAGCAUUGACGUUGCAAUAAUAUACCUUAUGCACGGCAAUGCUUGAAGCAUUUUCAGUGUAAAGGUCAGAUGACAAAACAGUUUCCGCUGUCAGUAUUUUACUGGGAUGCCAUCUGCAAAUAGGCAAAUUCGCCAAUACUGAGCCACAAAUAGGCAUGGUUCACAUAAAUAACAUGAUUUCUUAUAGGCAGAACAGAUUGUGUUCCACUGUACACGAAUCCAUUUGCGUAUAGUUGAGGACUCCAACAACGGUCAAAGGGAAAACCUCAAGGGAAUGCUUUGAUAUGCAAUGUUUCGUUAACAUUUGUCUCUCUCUCUUUUUUUGAAAUCAGUGUUUGUCCGUUUAUCGCCCCCAGAACCAUUCUGCCUGUGUUUUGGACCUUGUCUAAUAUGUUUACACGUGGUAGGUAUCCUAGCACUGUGGAUGGAGUUUUAGUUGUUUAAAAAAAAAAGAAAGAAAAAAAAAAACAGACUUGUUUUGGAACAGGGAAGGUGGGAAACUUAUCAUGGUCGCUUGGUCGCUACUUAACAAAUGAGCCACAAUUUAUUUUCAAUUUUAACCCGUGGCACUUUUGCAGCACAUUUACAACACUACAGGCCGUUUCCUCACACACACGCACGCACGCAUACAUGCACAUGUGGCAAACUUUUUUUUUUCUUUUUUUUUUUUAAGAUAGGUUUCAAAAAGUCCCAUUCAUUUCCUGAAUGUAAAGUGCUAUGUUUUGUUUAGUAUGUCUUAAAUAUUCCACUGAAUCGUAUUAAACAUAUUCAGCCUCGCAGUAGUAUUAUUUUUAUAUCCAAACCCAUUUAAAAAAUGCAUUUAGUCCUUUAUUAUAUUAAUUAUUGUUGUACCCUGUAAAUGUUAGAUAUGUCACCCUUGUACUUUUGGUAUGAAAACUGAACAAUACCUUUGUCCUUUAUGAUCAAUAUUUGUAUGUGCUUCUUUCCUGACCCUCUCCCCACUUACAAUAAACAAAAGACAAAACAAGUGAA
Molecule: messenger RNA, 4768 nt
Organism: Phyllopteryx taeniolatus (common seadragon)
Lineage: Eukaryota; Metazoa; Chordata; Actinopteri; Syngnathiformes; Syngnathidae
Gene: sh3gl1b
Product: SH3-domain GRB2-like 1b
Exons: 9
Coding region: 247-1413 (388 amino acids)
Biological process (GO): synaptic vesicle uncoating
Cellular component (GO): cytoplasm; presynapse; glutamatergic synapse
Molecular function (GO): protein binding
Source: RefSeq, a predicted model, not a curated record